UCUUCUAUUCAAACAUUACUUGCAAAAUCAGUUCAAAACAUACAGUUUGCCAUCAUGGGAAUUCGUCUACCUGGUGUUGCUAAUGCCAAGCGGAUUCUGCGAUUGGCUGAUCGGAAUUCGGAUGUGAUUCCGAAAGGCCACUUGGCUGUUUAUGUUGGAGAAGCACAGAGGAGGCGCUUUGUUGUUCCAGUUUCAUACUUGAGUCAUCCUUCUUUCCAAAAAUUGCUGAGUCAGGCUGAAGAAGAGUUUGGUUUCCACCAUCCCAUGGGUGGUCUCACGAUCCCGUGCCGAGAAGAAGCUUUCAUUAAUCUCACUUGUAGUCUAAAUGGCUCGUGAUCCAGGCAGCUAGAUUUAGUUUAGAAAAGUAGACAGCGUAUAAUAGGAUCAACAGUUUUGACAUUGAAAUUCAUCUUUCAAAGUCAGUGUAUAGUCCAUUCUUUUCAUUGAAGGAAACAGGAUAAUGAGAUUACUCAAUCCAAACACAUUGGUUAGAAACCCUUCCUUGCUUGUGUUCCUACUUCAAGUCAUAAAACAGAAAUAUCAAGAAAAUCAGAUACACAUAUGCUAAUAAUAAUGGCUUUCCUUUGAAUU
Momordica charantia (bitter melon) is the source of this 591-nucleotide messenger RNA. RefSeq names its product auxin-induced protein X15. NCBI's taxonomy places the organism in Eukaryota, Viridiplantae, Streptophyta, Magnoliopsida, Cucurbitales, Cucurbitaceae. The record is from RefSeq and is a predicted model, not a curated record. Gene Ontology annotation, biological process: response to auxin.